Limulus polyphemus (Atlantic horseshoe crab) is the source of this 1168-nucleotide messenger RNA. RefSeq names its product F-box/LRR-repeat protein 7-like. The record is from RefSeq and is a predicted model, not a curated record. The transcript is spliced from 3 exons. Gene Ontology annotation, molecular function: protein binding. Gene Ontology annotation, cellular component: SCF ubiquitin ligase complex. NCBI's taxonomy places the organism in Eukaryota, Metazoa, Arthropoda, Merostomata, Xiphosura, Limulidae. Gene Ontology annotation, biological process: SCF-dependent proteasomal ubiquitin-dependent protein catabolic process. Bases 344 to 1168 code for a protein of 274 amino acids.
CUGCAGAGGUACACCGGUUACAAGCCCUGCCGCAGGCAACGCAUACAUUCCCGAACCAACUGGCGCCAGGGCAAUGCCACGUGCUUACGUGGGCAAGCCAGUUCUUUGCACACUGUGUACAGGUAGAGACGGGGCUGUCCGGAGAACUAUUUGGCCGAGUUCAGAUGGCAUCGAGUGGAGGUUUGGGUUGGGCUCGACUGUUUUUGUUUGUUUGUCGAGAAGCGGACAUGAAAGAUUUCAGAAACUAUGGUUUUAUGUUGUUUUAUGUUUGGAAUAAAAGUCAGUCUUCCGAAGGUUACUGACGUUAUUUGAUGACACUUUUUUUGUUCAUCCAAAGUUUAUUAUGGAAUUCUACUUACCAUCCGACGGCCGGCGCCUUGCAGGAUUUUUAGAUGAUUUUUCUCUUAUGUCAUCGACUACACCAUUGGCCGAAGCUUCGGUGGGAGUUAAGAGUGAUUUGGGAUCUUAUUCCAGCGGAAGAACAUCGCCAGGUCACGACCUGGGUUAUCAUACCCUACUCUCUCGUCAAAAUGCUCCACUGACUUCUACUCAGACUCCUGCUUCUACCCACAGAUCCUUUGACGGACAAGCUCCUGUCUCUCCUAGCCUUUGGAGCUACCCUGAAAGCUGUCCAUCCUCUGCACUAAGAACUCAAACUAUUUUAUCAGACACCGAGAAACUUCUAGCUACGUACAAAGGAAAAAAACUAACAAGGUGUUCACAUUUGGACAGACUGACAGACGAACUUAUACUGAAAGUAUUUUCUUAUUUAUCUAGUAAUCAUUUGUGUGUGUGCGCUCGUGUUUGUCGCCGAUGGUAUUUUUUAGCAUGGGAACCUCAACUUUGGACCUCCAUAACCCUGACUAGUGAGAAAAUCAACGUAGACUCUGGAUUGAAGACACUUUUUCGGCUUCUGUGUCGUGACUCUCCUAGUGUUUGUCUGACAGUGGAGCGAAUGUGUUUGAAUGGUUGUGCACGUCUUACAGAUAAGGGCGUGUGGACGAUUGCCAAACGAUGUCCAGAACUGAGAAGUAUUGAGAUCCGAGGAUGUAGCAAUGUGACCAAUACAGGGGUCAAUGAUUUGGUUUCAAGAUGUCUGAACCUGGAAAGGUUAGAUUUGACAGGGUGUGGAUGGAUCUUCACAAGAAUUGGUAUGGAGGUUCACUAA